Plasmodium gonderi is the source of this 2139-nucleotide messenger RNA. RefSeq lists its product as hypothetical. The transcript has a single exon. Lineage: Eukaryota; Apicomplexa; Aconoidasida; Haemosporida; Plasmodiidae. Gene Ontology annotation, biological process: mitochondrial RNA processing; regulation of mitochondrial mRNA stability. Gene Ontology annotation, cellular component: mitochondrial matrix; ribonucleoprotein granule. The coding region runs from base 1 to 2139 and encodes 712 amino acids. The record is from RefSeq and is a predicted model, not a curated record. Gene Ontology annotation, molecular function: RNA binding.
AUGCUGAAACAUAUAUACCUGCGAAUUAUGAUUACAAAGAAAGCUUUGAGGAACAAAUGUCCCAAUGAAUGUAGGACGAGAUGGAAAAUAGGAAAAGUGGAAAAACUAGAAUUUGAUCAUAGAGUUGCAAAUCAGCGUAUUGAGUGUGGUAAUAUGGAAGAAAAAACCUACAAACAAUUGGAUGACCAUCUGAAGGAUUGCAAUGGUGGAUGUCUUUACAAAAAAUGGUCAUCAUGCUUAGACACAGAAGCAGAUGUAGAAGAUUUAAACAAAUACAAACAAACUGUCAAAACAGGAUCAGCUUGGCCAUAUAUAUGCUGCACAUCUGUUACAAGUAGGGUACCAAAACGUGAAGACGUACACGAUGGAUGUGUAAAUAUGCAUAGAAGCAGAUUGGGAAAUGGUGAACAUAGCAGAGGUGGGGAUAAAGGUUGGGAUAAAUGUGGGGGAAAAUCAAAUGGAGAGGAAUUAUCCGAAAUGGACCCACCAAACGAAUCUCAUAGCGAAGCAUAUGGAGAAGAACGACCUGACGAACUUAAGUGCGUACUAUCAUAUGCGAGUAGCCAAGUAAUAAAAAGCUUACAUCUAAAUAAGGACUAUAUAAAGUGCAAAGAUUUCUUUAUGUCUCUCUCGUUAAUAUGCAACCAGUUAGCUAUACACCAAUUUGAUGACAAGACAUUUUGGAACAUCCUAAGUGUGAAAUUAACAGAAUUGUUAAACAGUGAAAAUAUACAAGCAAGCCUGUGUGUAAGAUGGCUAGCUUUAAUUUUAAAUUCUUUCGCUAGAGUACAAGUGGUAAAUAGAAAUUUCCUCAGACAGUCAUCGAUUUAUAUACAAAGUUGUAAAGAAGAAGAUUUACAUACAUUUGAUAUAUCACAAAUAGCAAACUGUUUUGGAAAAUUAAAUUACAGAGAUGAAAAUUUAUUUAAACAUAUGGAACAACUAAUACAGAAAAAAAUAAAUGAACUUAGUUAUCAAUCUAUUAGUAACAUAUGUAAUGCUUAUUGUAAGUUAAAUUUUUUAUUCCCGAAUUUAUUCUUUCAUUUAAGUAAAAAAAUAAAAAAAAAUAUGGACAAAUUUAAUGAACAAGAAUUGGCAAAUAUAUUAAAUUCAUAUUCCAAAUUAGGAGUAAAAAACUAUUAUGAUAUAUUCAACAGAUCUUUUCCAUUUGUAUAUUCAAAAUUUUACAAAUUCAAAGCAGUUGAAAUUGUUAUGAUAACUAAUGCUUAUGCAAAAUGUCAGAUUUAUGACAAAUUAUUUUUUUCUUAUUUAUUUACUUAUAUUAAAAAAAAUGCAAACCUUUUUGAGCCAUCUGAAUUAGCAAUACUUGCAAACGCAUAUGCAAAUUUCAAUUUGAGUGAAUUAAAAGUUUUUGAGAUUAUUAAAAAUAAACUAUUUAAAAGAGAACAUUUAUUGCAACCAGGAAAUGUGGCGAUGUUGUUACAUGCUUUUGGAAAAUUACAAAUACGAGAAGAACAUUUUAUUAUAAACUUGAUUAUGAAAAAGAAGAAUAUAAUAAAUUCUCUUGAUAGCCGAAAUUUGACACUCUUUUACGUCUCUUUAAUUAAGUUAAAUAUACACAUUCCCACAGAUAUAUGCACCCUUUUAAAACGAAAUAUAUUAGCAAAAUUGCACACAUUCACAGAUUUAGCAUUAGUAUCCAUAUGUUAUUCAUCCAUGUCUCAUACCUACUUUGAUAUUAACAUAGUCAGCUCCAUUCUUAUUCUGUUAAAUAAAAGAAAAGCAAAUAGUAAAUCAUUCGCACACCAAAUACAUGUCACUCUAUUUGUACUACAUUCUCUGUAUGAUUUUUUUCAUUUUUCCCUAAAAUUCCUCCACUGUUUAUAUAACCUCUUGAAUAGGGCAUAUCAGCACAUUACAAAACCUAGCUAUUAUGACAUUAACAAAUCAGCUAUUCAAAAAAAAAUUUUCCCUUUUUUCCCUCAAAAAUACCUGAACGUUCAGGCGGAAGUACCGAUUGGCCCAUUUGUCGUUGAUUUUUUACUCAAUCGGAAGCACCCACACCAUCAGACACCAGAGGGGGGGGGGGGAGGGAUAGGUCUAAACCAUCGAAUCACUGCAGAGAAAUCAUGCCCACACCUUCGUGGAAGGACCAGAGGACAAUUCUUCCAAUUUUGA